Molecule: messenger RNA, 2973 nt
Organism: Capra hircus (goat)
Lineage: Eukaryota; Metazoa; Chordata; Mammalia; Artiodactyla; Bovidae
Gene: AJUBA
Product: ajuba LIM protein
Exons: 8
Coding region: 335-1981 (548 amino acids)
Biological process (GO): regulation of DNA-templated transcription; cytoskeleton organization; response to hypoxia
Cellular component (GO): adherens junction; transcription regulator complex; P-body
Molecular function (GO): transcription corepressor activity
Source: RefSeq, a predicted model, not a curated record
UCGGUGCUGAGUGUGAGCGAGGGGGGCGGGGGCUGGGGAGAGUGGGGGCUGUCGGGCGAGUCUACGCGUGAACAGAUAGACCUGCGGACGGGACAGCCGCGGCCGUAGGCCCUUCUAGCCCCGCUUAACCCCUGAUGCGCGGGGGGACGAAACCCCUCUCGCUGGGGGAUGCUGCGGGAUUCUUGGCGCCGGGCAUCCGGACCGCCCGCUAAACCCCUGUGCCUAUCCUGUGCCCCUCGGGAACCGGAGUCCGGCCGCAGGGAAAGAGAAGCGGCAGCCGAGACGCUGCAGGGUGCCGGACGGGGAGGGGGCUGGACGCCCCAGACCCGAGGGCAUGGAGCGUUUAGGGGAGAAAGCCAGUCGCCUGCUGGAGAAGUUAAGACUCUCGGACUCCGGCAGCGCGAAGUUCGGCCGCAGAAAGGGUGAAUCUAGCCGGUCUGGGUCUGAUGGGACCCCCGGGCCGGGCAAGGGACGCCUGAGUGGGCUGGGGGGACCAAGGAAAUCAGGGCCCCGUGGAGCUGCUGGGGGACCUGGGGAUGAGCCGUUGGAGCCAGCCCGGGAGCAAGGCCCCUUGGACGCUGAGCGGAACCCGCGCGGCUCCUUUGAGGUGCCGCGCUACGAAGGCUCCUUUCCGGGGGGACCGCCUCCCUCCCGGGCCUUGCCUCUACCUCAGUCGUUGCCCCCCGACUUUCGGCUGGAGACCACGGCCCCAGCCCUAAGCCCCCGCUCCAGUUUCGCCAGUAGCUCAGCCAGCGACGCGAGCAAGCCGUCCAGUCCCCGGGGCAGUCUGCUGCUGGACGGGGCGGGGGCUGGUGGAGCCGGAGGUAGCCGACCCUGCAGCAACCGUACCAGCGGCAUCAGCAUGGGCUACGACCAGCGCCACGGAAGCCCCCUGCCUGCCGGGCCAUGCCUGUUUGGCCCACCCCUGCCCGGGGUUCCGGCGGGCUAUUCCUCUGGAGGGGUGCCGUCCGCCUACCCCGAGCUCCACGCUGCCCUGGACCGACUGUGCGCUCAUCGGCCCUCGGGGUUCGGCUGCCAGGAAAGUCGCCACUCGUAUCCCCCGGCCCUGGGCAGCCCGGGAGCUCUAGCCGGGGCCGGAGUGGGAGCGACAGGGCCCUUGGAGAGAAGAGGGGCGCAACCCGGACGACACUCGGUGACUGGCUACGGGGACUGCGCCGCGGGCGCCCGAUACCAGGAUGAACUAACAGCGUUGCUGCGCCUGACGGUGGGCACAGGUGGGCGAGAAGCCGGCGUCCGCGGAGAAUCCGCGGGGCUUGAGACGUCGGGUCUCGAGGAGCCGCCGGGUGCGUUUGUUCCAGAGGCCGCCCGGGCCCGGAUACGGGAGCCGGAGUCCAGAGAGGACUACUUUGGCACGUGUAUCAAGUGCAACAAAGGCAUCUAUGGGCAGAGCAACGCCUGUCAGGCUUUGGACAGCCUCUAUCACACCCAGUGCUUUGUCUGCUGCUCCUGUGGGCGAACUUUGCGCUGCAAGGCUUUCUACAGCGUCAAUGGCUCUGUGUACUGUGAGGAAGACUAUCUGUUUUCAGGGUUUCAGGAGGCAGCUGAGAAAUGCUGUGUCUGUGGUCACUUGAUUUUGGAGAAGAUCCUCCAGGCAAUGGGAAAGUCCUACCACCCUGGCUGCUUCCGAUGCAUCGUUUGCAACAAAUGCCUGGAUGGCAUUCCCUUUACCGUGGACUUCUCCAACCAGGUGUACUGUGUCACCGACUACCACAAAAGCUACGCUCCUAAGUGUGCAGCCUGUGGCCAACCCAUCCUCCCCUCAGAGGGCUGUGAGGACAUCGUGAGGGUGAUAUCCAUGGACCGAGAUUAUCACUUUGAAUGCUACCACUGCGAGGACUGCCGGAUGCAGCUGAGUGAUGAGGAAGGCUGCUGCUGCUUCCCUCUAGAUGGGCACUUGCUCUGCCACGGCUGUCACAUGCAGAGGCUCAGUGCCCGGCAGCCCCCUGCCAAUUAUAUCUGAGAUGUAGUCACUACUGCUGCCAACACCACCACUGACAAAUUCCUCUGGCCAGUGGGCCCCUCUGAGGCCAGCCAAGGCAAGAAAGGCACUGCCGGCCUGGCAGGAGAGUCCCCUAGGGAGGGCCCCAAUGGCCAGAGACCCAAAGAUCAAGACAUUCCAAAUGGGGGACUUCCCUAGUGGUCCAGUGGCUAAGACUCGCAGGGGGCCUGGGUUCGAGCCCUGGUCAGGGAACUAGAUCCGACAUGCCACAGCUGAAGAUCCUGUGUGCUGCAACUAAAGAUCCCAUGUGCCACAGUGAUGAUCAAAGAUCACAUGUGCCGCAGUUAAGACCUGGCACAGCCAAACAUAUUUUUUUUCUUAGAAAAAAAGACAUUCCCAAAUGGAUGUGGAGGAGGAGCCCUCUAGUUGCCAUGGUAGGGGUAACUGGCCUUCGUUCCAUGUGUACAGACUGUGCUAUAGCAUGUGACAGGCACAUACAGGUGGGUUCCAAUACUUUCUAAAGGUCUGAUUCUGGUCUGUAUGUCUAGUAUACAUUUGUGUGCGCACACACACUCUCUUCUUAGUGACUGUUAUACUUGGUUCAUUAGAAGUAGCUCGGCUCUCUGGACCUGCUGCCUCUUAGAGGGAACCAGGAUUAUCCACUGCAGCUCCCAAACUCUGAGGUUCUGGGAGCCAGAGAGGCAAAACUCUUGGUUCUAAUGUUUGGCUAGACCUCUUAAAAUCAACUCACUGAAAGUUUACUUAAAGUUCACUUCUCUUAAUGACCAGGUUGCCAAAAACUGAGUUCUCUUUUGGGUAUUUUUAUAAGCCAUUUAGUUGUUCUGUUCUUGAGUAUUUCAGAUUUGUAUCUUUUCAUCUAAGAGUACUCUUGAGUUAUCAGCAACAUAAAUUUUAUCAGAUUUGCAGCACUUUGUAAAUGAUUGGAUUGCUUCUUACCUUUGUGGAUAAUAUCUUUUCCUGUGUUAACCUAUUUUCAAACAUUAAACAAAUUU